AUGAGCCAGAUGGUGCUGCCCUGCCACACCAACCACCGCGGCGAGCUCAGCGCCGGGCAGCUGCUCAAGUGGAUCGACACGGCUGCCUGCCUCUCGGCCGAGAGACACGCUGGCUGCCCGUGCGUCACGGCUUCCAUGGAUGAUAUCUAUUUUGAGCACACCAUUAGUGUUGGGCAAGUUGUCAACAUCAAAGCCAAAGUGAACCGAGCCUUUAACUCCAGCAUGGAGGUGGGCAUCCAGGUGAGCUACGAGGACCUGUGCAGCGGGAAGCACUGCAGCAUCUGCAAGGCGUUCGCCACCUUCGUGGCACAGGGCCCCUCUGGCACCAAGGUGAAGCUGAAGCCACUGAUCCCACAGACAGAGGAGGAGAAGCUGGAGCACAGCAUCGCUGCCGAGCGCCGCCGCAUGCGCCUGGUCCACAAGGACACCCUCAAGGACCUCCUCACCCGCAGCCCCCGGGAAACCGGUACCACACGGGAUGGCAGCACAGCAGUGCCGGCUGAGAAGACACGGGUGGAGAGUGUGGAGCUGGUGCUUCCCCCCCAUGCCAACCAUCAGGGUAACACCUUCGGGGGGCAGAUCAUGGCCUGGAUGGAGAAUGUGGCCACCAUCGCAGCCAGCCGGCUGUGCCAUGCCCACCCCACGCUGCAGGCCAUCGAGAUGUUCCACUUCCGGGGACCAUCUCAAGUCGGGGACCGCCUGGUGCUCAAAGCCAUCGUCAACAACUCCUUCAAAAACAGCAUGGAGGUGGGGGUCUGCGCCGAGGCGUACGGCCAGGAGAUGUCAGUCAGCAGAAGGCACAUCAACAGCGCCUUCAUGACCUUCGCGGUGCUGGACCAGGAGGGCCGGCCCCGCACGCUGCCCAUGGUGGCACCCGAGCCGGGGGAGGGAGAGAGGAGGUACAGAGAAGCCAGCGCCAGGAAAAAAAUUCGGCUGGACCGAAAGUACGUUGUCUCCUGCAAACAGACCGAGAUGCCGCUCUCCGUGCCCUGGGACCAAAGCAACAAGGUUUAUCUCAGCUACAACAACGUCUCUGCGCUGAAGACGCUGGUAGCCAAAGCCAACUGGACACUCGCCAGAGAAAAGGAGAAGGUGCGGAUGUACACGCUGGAAGAGGACAAGUUCCUCUCCUUCCGCAUCGAGAUCUCGGUCUGCAUCUCCGCUGACCAAGCCUUCUCCCUGCUCUCCGACCUGCGGCGCCGGCACGAGUGGGACAGUCACUACACGAGUGCCGAGCUCGUGCAGCAAGUGGACGACGAUGACAUGAUCUACCACGUGGUGAGCGAGACGCUCAGCCGUGAGAACAAGCCCCAGGACUUUGUCAUCCUGGCAUCCCGACGGAAGCCCUGCAGCAAGGGGGACCCCUACGUGGUGGCCUUUCGGUCGGUGACGCUGCCCACCCACCCUGCCAGCGACGCCUUCACACGGCAAGAGACGCUCUGCUCCGGCUUCUGCAUCUGGCCGGAGUCAGAGGGGAUGAGCAAGGUGGCUUACUACAACCAGGCUAUGCCAGGGUACCUCAACUAUGUCACCACGAACGUGGCAGGACUGUCCUCCAACAUCUGUGCCACCUUUGAAGCCUGUGAGAAGUGA
Messenger RNA from Chaetura pelagica (chimney swift), 1593 nucleotides. RefSeq names its product acyl-CoA thioesterase 11 (gene ACOT11). The transcript is spliced from 15 exons. Gene Ontology annotation, molecular function: thiolester hydrolase activity; lipid binding. The record is from RefSeq and is a predicted model, not a curated record. Bases 1 to 1593 code for a protein of 530 amino acids. Gene Ontology annotation, cellular component: extracellular exosome. Lineage: Eukaryota; Metazoa; Chordata; Aves; Apodiformes; Apodidae.